AAUGAAAUCGAAAGCGAAAGUAAUAUUUAAAAUUUCAGAAAAUAAAUAGUAAGUAUAGAACCUCUAGUGUCAUUUAAAUCGCGUGGUUUGUAACAGUCUAGAAUGGAGUUUCAGAGAUUGUCGUCUGGAUAUCCUCGUUCAUUUCACACGGCAUUUGAUACAGUUAGCGAAAUAAAGGGCCCUAUAGCAUCCCUUUGUGGUGUUCCUCGCCACUGUGUAGACAUCGUUGAUCUUGAGGAGGGGCUAAUAUACGAAAAUAGCAGAGGUAUUCUGAACCUUCCUCGCCCUAUCCAAGUGAUGAUAGGGGCUAAUGAGAGGCGUAUUCCAUUCUAUCUUGUGACAACUGAAGUUGAUAUGAUAGAGCAGGACCCUGAUGACGAGGAACCAAGGCUUAAGAUGUCAUGUGGACAUGCUAUUACACCCUACAACUUAUUUGGACAUAUGAGGGAUACUCUCAUGAACAAAGUUAGACAUUCUAUUUGCUGCCUUACUCCAGGUUGUCUGCAGGAAUGGAGCUUUCGAGAAGUAGCACAGAAAGCUGAUACGACAGAGGAUGAAAGGAUUUUCUUUGAAUAUAAAAUUUCUCUAAAUGCAAUUCUUCAAGGCAACGGCGAGACAUCUGAAUGCCCAAAUUGUGGGCAAUUUUGUCAGCGCCAACAAAAUAGCAAAGCUGUUCAUUGUACACGCUGUGCAUCUAAGGGGUUGGAUAAACAGUUUGAUUUUUGCUGGGAUUGUAAAUCCCCAUGGAUACCAAAUCAUGUCUGUGGUAAUAAAGACCUGGAAGCCAUACAAAAACUCCUGAAUGAUGCUCCAAAGAAAACUUUAGAUUAUUCCAAAAUUGAAAAUGUCCCUUCUAAGAGACUAUGUCCAAACUGCAGAACUCUAAUUGAGCAUGAAAAGAUGUGUAAACAAAUGAGAUGCCCGAGCUGUAAAUCCGAGUUCUGCUUCUCAUGUUUAACUCUCUGUGUAAACCAAAGAUUGCAGUGUUCCGGGUAUAGCACCCAGUGUAAAGUUGCUCCAGUUCAGAAUGUAUUCACUACAUAAACAUUCUUUUAAAAAUACCGUUAUUACUGAGUAUUUCCUUCAAUAAAUAACUUUAGAGUAAACAUUGUAGGUAAUUGCAAAGUAAUACAAGUAUAACAUCAGUCUAUAUCAAGUGUUUGUAAUUUAUUUAAUAUAAUACAUUUUUGUCACAAAAA
Saccostrea cuccullata (small rock oyster) is the source of this 1199-nucleotide messenger RNA. RefSeq lists its product as uncharacterized. Gene Ontology annotation, biological process: ubiquitin-dependent protein catabolic process; protein polyubiquitination; positive regulation of proteasomal ubiquitin-dependent protein catabolic process. Gene Ontology annotation, cellular component: cytoplasm; ubiquitin ligase complex. The transcript is spliced from 3 exons. Gene Ontology annotation, molecular function: ubiquitin protein ligase activity; zinc ion binding; ubiquitin conjugating enzyme binding. The coding region runs from base 103 to 1044 and encodes 313 amino acids. The record is from RefSeq and is a predicted model, not a curated record. NCBI's taxonomy places the organism in Eukaryota, Metazoa, Mollusca, Bivalvia, Ostreida, Ostreidae.